Messenger RNA from Cicer arietinum (chickpea), 615 nucleotides. RefSeq lists its product as uncharacterized. The record is from RefSeq and is a predicted model, not a curated record. Gene Ontology annotation, molecular function: microtubule binding. Gene Ontology annotation, biological process: cytoplasmic microtubule organization. NCBI's taxonomy places the organism in Eukaryota, Viridiplantae, Streptophyta, Magnoliopsida, Fabales, Fabaceae.
AGCAUGUCGUUUAGAACUUCCAAACCCAAUAAACAAACGAUCAUUAGUUGGAUGGUUUGGUGCAAGAUUAAACGACACAAAGAAACGGGAUUAGGGUUUUGCUCUGAUUAGGGAUCCGAAUUUGAUAUUCGAAUCGAAAAAUUCGUAAUCAAAUCAGUAACCAGAGCCAUUAACGCAAUGGUCUGCGAAAAGUGUCAGAAGAAAUUAUCGAAGGUGAUAGUACCAGACAAAUGGAAGGAAGGUGCCAGCAAUACUACUGAAGGUGGUGGCCGCAAAAUCAACGAGAACAAGCUCCUCUCCAAGAAGAACAGAUGGACCCCUUACGGGAAUACCAAGUGUAUCAUUUGCAAGCAGCAAGUGCACCAGGAUGGCAAGUACUGUCACACCUGUGCUUACUCGAAAGGAGUUUGUGCGAUGUGUGGCAAGCAAGUUCUUGAUACCAAGUUUUAUAAACAAAGCAAUGUGUAGUGCAUUUCUGCUGCAUUCUGAUCUUGUUGCUAACACUGUAACUGAAUCUGUAAAAAAUAAAUUGUUCUAUUUUCUCUGUCAUAUGUAAUUGACUUAUUGAAUGUUUAUUCCUGAUCUAAAACAUGUACCUUUGGUCAACUAACUCAA